AUGGCAGAAUACAAAGAUAUCGUUGGUGAACUUCGUAAUUCCAUUACGGAUAUGUCCAAAAAUGUUGCAAUGCUAAAGUCAUUGUAUGAAACUGGUGCUGAAGAAUUCAAAAGCAUAUGGGAUCCAUUUAGCAAUCUAGUGGAUGAUAUGGCUAAUCUGAAAAGAUGCAUCAUCUUAACUAACAAUGAAAGUCAAGACUAUGAUCCAGAGAAUCCAUUAGAAGAAGAAGAAGAAGAUGAUAUGGAAGAACUUAAGAAAAUAAACAACUUUACCACUUCCAAUACCUCUGAUGCUUCUGGAACUCCUGAUACUACUGUCGCUGAUAAAGGUAGGCCUCUUAGACCUGAAACACCUAGAGCCAUUGUACCUAAAUCUCUCAACAUCAAUGACUAUCUUGAUUCUCCUAGGAUGCUUGAACAUACCAGGUCUGAAAUACCUGAAGCUUCUGGUGAUUAUUUUGCAUAUGAAUCUUCAUGCGAAUAUAAUGAUGCAUAUGCCUACAACGAUUCAAGUGAUGAGGAAGUUUAUGUUUCCAAAAGAAAGGCCAUUGACAAGCCUUAUAGAGCUUACAUAAACACAGAAUGUACCAUUCCUGAAGAGGUUGAAACUCCUAUAAUAUCUGAUGAUAUAAAAGAACCUAAGGCAAAAAAGUCUAAGGCAAAAAAGUCUAAGGCAAAGGAACCUAAAGCAAAGGACCCUAAAGCAAAAGAGCCUGAGGCAAAAGAACCUAAAGCAAAAGAACCUGAGGUAAAAGAGCCUGAUGCAAAAGAAUCUAAGACAAAUGAGCCUGAGCCAAAGGAGUUAAAGAAAUUCAAAAAGUUAGGACAUCUUAAAGAUUCUGGUAUGUCAGACAAUUUGAAUGUAUCAGAUGAUUCAAAGAUGACAGAUAAAUCAAUGUACUCAGUAAAGUCAUUGAUGAAAACAUCGCCACAAUCACGGGCAGAAAUGGUCAAGUCAGCUGCACCACCAGUGCCCCCACCAAGAAAAUCUGUCAGGAAUAAGUCAGUGAUAACAAAAACUCCCACUGAAUCAACCUCAGAUCCAGAGGAAGAUAAUCUAGAUACAGAAAAGUCAGUCAAAGUGACUAAAUCUACUGAUCCAAAUGUAGCUACUUAUGAGGAUACAGAUAUGGAUGAUAUAAGCAAACAGCUACCAGAUAAGCUAGAUAUAUCCGUGGUCACAACAACUGAUCCGAAACCACCCAAGCUAGCUAAGCAUGAGGAUACAGAACUAGAUAAGACUGAGAAAGUGGAAAGUGUUGAUACUGCUAACACUACAAACAAGGUGACUAAAUCACCUAAGGUACACAAGGUUCCUAAAUUAAUCAGGUCAAACAGCACUGAUAAAUCACCUCCGCCUAUUCCACCUAGGUCAUCUAAGCCACGUAUUCCGUGCAAAUCAAUGAAACCAGCUACUCCAACUAAGUCAGCUAAAUGA
Messenger RNA from Haliotis rufescens (red abalone), 1437 nucleotides. Its product is annotated as serine/arginine repetitive matrix protein 1-like. NCBI's taxonomy places the organism in Eukaryota, Metazoa, Mollusca, Gastropoda, Lepetellida, Haliotidae. Bases 1 to 1437 code for a protein of 478 amino acids. The record is from RefSeq and is a predicted model, not a curated record. The transcript has a single exon.